Molecule: messenger RNA, 1166 nt
Organism: Pollicipes pollicipes
Lineage: Eukaryota; Metazoa; Arthropoda; Thecostraca; Pollicipedomorpha; Pollicipedidae
Product: putative defense protein 3
Exons: 4
Coding region: 24-794 (256 amino acids)
Cellular component (GO): membrane
Source: RefSeq, a predicted model, not a curated record
GCUCCGAGCCGCCACGUGACGCCAUGCUCCGCGUGCGCUGCCUGCUGCUGGUGUUGGCCGCAUGUGCGGCGUGUCUGCAGGCGUUCCCGAGCGGCGCGCCUGUCGAGGCCUGCCUGAGGGGCAUGACGCCCAACCACGGCAACUCGCGCUCGGAUGACCCCGGCUCCAGCCCGUUCGUCGUCACCCGCCGGACGCGCCGCGACAGGGUCGAAGUGUCCAUCCACGCGGUGGGAGGCGCCUACAUAAAGGGCUUCAUGAUCCAGGCGCGUGACCCGGCCACGGGGCGCGCCGCGCGCGACCAGGGCAAGUGGCGGGAGGUGGAAAACGUGAAGCAGCUGCCCGAGUGUGCUGCCGUCACGCACGGCGAUCGGAACAAGAAGACCAGCAUCGCCGUCACCUGGGAGGGACGCGGCGAUGUGGCUAUCUACGCCACCGUGCUCCAGUCAUACUCCCUGUACUGGGCCAACGUGGAGGCGGUGGAGGAAAAGUCUCUCGGGGGACCCGGCCCGUCCGGGCCCGGGCUCGGAGGCCCGGCGAGGGGCCGCCCCCUGAGGCCGAGACCCAGCCCGGGCUUCUCGCCGAGCUCUCCUGGGUUCUUCCCGAACUCCCAGAGGUUCCCGCCGAACCCCCAGAAGUUCUCGUCGAAUCGCCAGAAGUUCUCGCCGAACUCCCAGAGGUUCUCGCCGAACCCCCAGAAGUUCUCGCCGGACUCCCAGAGGUUUUCGCCGAACUCCCAGGGGUUCCCGCCGAGCUCUCAGGGUUUCUUCCGCCCACCGUUCGGCAAUCAGAAGUGAGGAGUGCGAAGAUAAAUCAGCAUUAUGAAGAAAGGAGAACUACGUAAGACUUCAAUGAGGAGAAGCACAUCGACAAGAAAAGCAACCUAAAAGAUCGCAUGCUUCCCACACGCCGCUCACGCCGUAACUGACCUGCACGGCUGGGGCGUACUUAUCAUAUGAGGGUUUUUACGAGGUUUAUAUGGCGUCAUUGAAUGACUCUUACGUUUUGGAAAGUGACUGAAUGGUGUGUCGAGCCGAAGAUGUGUCGCAAUAAUGUCAACAGUAAGCUGUUUUGUCUCGGAACUUAGUACGCCUCCGGAUCAUUUCCAUGACAUCCUCGGGUGAACGUGCUUCGAAUAUGAAUACCCCGAUGCGUCUGACAUGAAAUAU